UUUUCUCUAAUUACUUAUCUGCUAAAAAGAAAUUGUACCGGGUUUAAUAUACAUAUCUCUUAAAAGUGACGCAGCAAGCGCUACGAAUCUCGAAAAGUCUCGUUGCAGUGUUAGGAUUCUGAUUUCGACAACUUCAGACAAAAUAAAUGCCACCACGUUUGUUAGUAGAAUGAAAGCGGUUGCGCCUUAUUUGAAAAUUUGAAAGAAAACAUGUGUAAAUGUUGAGAGUAUUCGCAAAGAUUGUUUUGUUUUUAUUAGUUAAGACGUAAUAUCAAAAGUAACACUUUUCCAAUGAUGUAAGGAUUUGGCAGUAUCGUUUAGUGUUAUGAUGUUUAAUUAGUACCAUAUUCAACAAUAUUAGUGCAAUCUGGAACAAUAAAGAACACACAAAAAAUAUACUCGGUGUUUAAGUAUUAUAAAUGGCCCUAUUAUUCACAAACAUGUGGGAUUCCGCAAUGUUUUUGAGUACCUUAACCCCAAAAUUUUACGUCGCUCUUACCGGAACAUCAUCUUUAAUUUCUGGAUUGAUUCUUAUUUUUGAAUGGUGGUACUUUAGAAAAUAUGGAACAUCAUUUAUCGAGCAAGUGUCCUUAAAUCACAUUUCCCCGUGGAUCGGUGGAGGUGACAGUGGAUCAGAUGGAAAUAAUUCAAGUUUAAAUGGUUCAAAUUCGAAUCAACAAAACAUUCCGGAAUGUAAAGUGUGGCGUAAUCCAAUAAAUUUGUUUAGAGGGGCUGAAUAUCAAAGAUUUUAUUGGGCUACGAAUAAAGAACCAUUAACAUAUUACGAUAUGAAUUUAUCUGCUCAAGAUCAUCAAACAUUUUUCACCUGCGAAGGUGAUACAGGUAAGGCAGAAUAUGAAAUAAUGCAAACAGCUUGGAGGGAACGUAAUCCGGUAGUGCGAAUAAAAGCAGCCCACAGUGCUCUUGAUCGUAACCCUGAUUGUGCUCCUGCGUAUAUAUUACUUGCUGAAGAAGAAGCUAUCACUAUCGUAGAAGCAGAAAAAAUUUUGAAACAGGCUUUAAAGGUAGCAGAAAAUAAUUACAGAAAAUCUCAGAGUACGCAACAUCAAGGAUCGAUCGCGGAAGCCAUACAUAGGAGGGACACAAAUGUAUUAAUAUAUAUUAAACGACGAUUAGCUAUGUGCGCGAGAAAAUUAGGAAAACUAAAAGAAGCUGUAAAAAUGUUUAGGGAUCUAACAAAAGAAGUUCCACCAAUUAUGAAUGUGUUAAAUAUUCAUGAAAAUUUGAUUGAAGCUUUAUUAGAAAUGCAAGCAUACGCGGAUGUUCAAUCAGUAUUAACGAAAUACGAUGAUAUAAACCUACCGAAAUCAGCAACUAUUUGUUAUACAGCUGCAUUAUUGAAAGCGCGAGUAGUUGCUGAUAAGUUUUCAACAGACAUUGCUAGUAAAAGAGGCUUGACUACUCCAGAAAUGAUAGCAGUUGAAGCUAUUCAUAGAGCUGUUGAAUUCAAUCCUCAUGUACCUAAAUAUUUACUAGAAAUGAAACCUUUGAUUUUACCACCAGAACAUGUACUGAAAAGAGGAGAUUCAGAAGCAAUUGCUUAUGCAUUCUUCCAUCUUGCACAUUGGAAACAAAUGGAAGGUGCUCUCAAUUUACUACAUUGUACUUGGGAAGGUACAUUCAGAAUGUUACCAUAUCCCCUGGAAAGAGGACAUUUAUUUUAUCCGUAUCCGACCUGCACAGAAUAUGCAGAUCGUGAACUAUUACCUUCGUUUCAUGAUGUAAGCGUCUACCCAAAGAAGGAGUUGCCGUUCUUUAUUUUAUUUACAGCAGGUCUAUGUUCCUUUACAGCACUCUUAGCGCUUUUAACGCAUCAGUAUCCUGAUACUAUGGGCGUAGUUGCACGAUCGAUGCUUGCCUGGUUUUCUCAUCCAUUUUAUUAUAUUUUAGACAAAUUAGAAGCUAUUUUACCUUCUAAUUUAUUACAACAGCUCUCUAGAAUAUAAGACAUUUGUAUGAUCUCUGUAAUCAUAACUUAUUGUGAUAUUUAUGAUACUUAUGCUUUCAUUGUCAUAUACAUCAAUUAUAUAUGUACAUCCGUACUUCCCGAAUUUCUUAU
Messenger RNA from Colletes gigas, 2080 nucleotides. RefSeq names its product protein ST7 homolog. NCBI's taxonomy places the organism in Eukaryota, Metazoa, Arthropoda, Insecta, Hymenoptera, Colletidae. Bases 420 to 1967 code for a protein of 515 amino acids. The record is from RefSeq and is a predicted model, not a curated record. The transcript has 2 exons. Gene Ontology annotation, molecular function: protein binding.